UGUUGUCUCCCGACAGUACCCUGGGCGCAGGUCGGUCAAUGCCUGGAGAGUGACCAGCCCACCGGGGGUCCCCGGGAGGUGGGACAGAGGCUGCGCCCGCAGAGGGAGGGGUUCGGAACGAGCCCGGACACCAGGAACGCCGUCCCCUCGGGAGGUCGCGGGCCUCCCUCAGCGGCGGCCAUUUUGCCAAGGCUGGAUUGGGCCGAGACGGGUGACCCCAAAGCCCUCCGGCAGGGCGGAGGGGGGAGGGGGCCGGGCUCGGAGACCCCCCAGCCGGAGGGCGCCCCCCUGUGCAACGGAGAGAUCGCCCCCGGGGUGGGGACGGAGGGCAACACGAGCGACGCGGGGCUGGCCCCGGGCCACGCCUCCCGGAAGGUUCUGGAAGAGAGGCGGGGCCGACCCAAAAUGGAGGACACAGGCCCACGGACGCCAUUGCUGGUGGGCGGUCCCGGUGCCCUCCCCCCAUUGGUCAACGGGGAGCUCUGGUUGGAUGAGGCGCUCGACGGGGAGCCAAUAGGACCUGCCACCACGGUCCGGGCGCAAGGGCUGCUGGGAUUGACCUCCGACCUCCCGCCUGAGGCCAAGGAGGGGGCCGGAGAGAUGGAAUGGGGGAGCGGCCUUCCGGAAGAGGGAGGAGAGGCCAGGAUGGGGGAGGGGCCCUGGAUGGAGGAGGAGAGGGGUCACCAUGACGACUGGGCUGGCCCUCUGGAGGGGGGGAGCUACAUGCCAGUGGAGGGGCCCGUGAUUACUGGGGUGCCCCUUUACCCCCAGGAGGGGCGAGAGGGAAGGGGAGCGAGGUGGGAGGCAGCGGGAGAGGAAGUACCGGGGCACCGGGGGGCGCCACCGCUGGGGGGGUCGGAAAUUCGGGACUUGCAACCGGACGAGGGAGGAGAGGGGGGCACUGCCAAUGACCUCGGGAGGGGGCGAGGGACGGGAGUCACUGAACCCCAGCUCACCAGGGUCGGGGCAGGGCAGGGGCCUGAGGUGGACGAAGAGAGGGCAGCCAUCUUGGAUCGGUCACCCCUCGCUGGCGACUGGGAAACCCCGAGGCCUGCAAGGGAGGCGUCUGUCGGGUGGGGGCCAGGAGCAGGAGGGGGUGUUGCCGAGGAGGGUGUGAGGGGACUGGAGCCCGGCACAGGAGGAUCCCGCGGCCAGGAGGCAGAGGGAGAUGAGGGCGAGUCGAGAGACGGUCAGCCAGAGGCGGGAGCCCAGGCCUGUGGGGACGCUGAGGGGGCGAGGAUGGGGUCCCGCCCCGAGCUGGGGGAGCAGGAGGGCGAAGACGGAGGCCAGAGGGGGCAGCACUGGGCCCCGGAGCCAGCCCGGGGAAGGGUGCCGGCGUCUGAGGGAGAGGGGAGCGCGAUCCGGGCGGGAGACGCCCUUCCUGGGAACGCUAGCCAGGCGGCCGAGGGGAGCCCUCCGGAGCACGACGAUCCCAGGCAGCUGGAGUUCGAGGAGCGACUCGGGGAAGGUCGGAGGUCGCAGGGCGGCGGGAGGGAGGUCCCGGAGGCCGGCGACCACGAAGGUGGCCAGACGAAGACAGGGAGACCCCCGGCAGAGACGGACGAGGGGAGGGAGUUAUCCGUCUCCGGGGAAGAAUGGGAGAAGGGGUGCGCGAGUCCCGCGGGAUCCGGGACCAGCCUUCCCAGAAACGCGGAAUCUCCCCCCGACCGGGCCUCCGAAUCCGAGGGAAGGCGGGAGACGGCGGCAGAGCGGGAUGCUCCACCUUCCGAUCGGGAAGACCAGGAGCCCGGAGUAUCGCCAACGCCUGGCUCCCUGAGCAACGGCAGCUGGUCCAGAGGGACACGAGGGCCAACAGGCAGAAUCCCGGACGCAGGCGAGGAAUAUCGGCUCCCGGAAACUCAAAGGAUCGCGAGCCGAUCCUCAGCCAAGCCGCCCGAAGAUCUGCCAGACGAGAUUCUCUCCAAAGCUGUGGAGGCAAGCCAAGGAGUUUCUCUCCAUGAAGAUUUAGUCCCCCAGGAAGACAAUGUUUCAGGGCAGACCAUGGAUACCCAGAGUGAGAUGUCUGAAGGAGUUUCUCUUCAUGAAGAUUCAGGCCCUGGGGAAGACAGAGCUUCAGAACAGAGCGUGGACGCUAAAGGUGAGAUCUCUGAAGGCGUUUCUCUCCGUGAAGAUUUAGUCUCUGAGGAAGACAAUGUUUCAGGGCAGAGUCUGGACACUGAAGAUAGAACGCGUGAAGGAGUUUCUCUCCGUGAAGAUUUAGUCUCUCAGGAAGACAAUGUUUCAGGGCAGAGUCUGGACACCCAGAGUGAGAUGUCUGAAGGAGUUGUUCUUCAUGAAGACUCAAGCCCUGGGGAAGACAGAGCUUCAGAACAGAGCGUGGAGACUAAAGGUGAGAUCUCUGAAGGAGUUUCUCUCCAUGAAGAUUUAGUCUCCGAGGAAGACACAGUUUCAGGGCAGAGUGCGGAGACUGAAGAGAGAACGCGUGAAGGAGUUUCUGUCCAUGAACUUUUAGUCUCUGAGGAAGACAGAGCUUCAGAACAGAGCGUGGAGACUAAAGGUGAGAUCUCUGAAGGAGUUUCUCUCCGUGAAGAUUUAGUCUCUGAGGAAGACAAUGUUUCAGGGCAGAGCACAGACACCCAGAGUGAGAUGUGUGAAGGGGUUUCUCUCUGUGAAGAUUUAGUCUCUCAGGAAGACAAUGUUUCAGAGCAGACCAUGGACACCCAGGAUGAGAUGUCUGAAGGAGUUUCUCUCCGUGAAGAUUCAGGCUCUGAGGAAACCAAAGCUCCUGAACAGAGCCAGGACCACAAAGAGACAAUUUACGAAGGAGUUUCACUCUUUGAAGAUUUAAUCUACAAGGAAGACAAUGAGUCAGGACAGACCAUGGACACCCAGGGUGAGAUCUCUGAAGGGGUUUCUCUCCAUGAAGAUUUAGUCUCCGAGGAAGACACAGUUUCAGGGCAGAGUGCGGAGACUGAAGAGAGAACACAUGAAGGAGUUUCUGUCCAUGAAGAUUCAGGUCCUGGGGAAGACAGAGCCCCAGAACAGAGCGAGGACCCCAAAGAGGAGACACACAAAGGAGUUUCUCUCCAUGAACUUUUAGUCUCUGAGGAAGACAGAGCUUCAGAACAGAGCGUGGACACUAAAGGUGAGAUCUCUGAAGGAGUUUCUCUCCGUGAAGAUUUCGUCUCUGAGGAAGACAAUGUUUCAGGGCAGAGCACAGACACCCAGAGUGAGAUGUGUGAAGGGGUUUCUCUCCAUGAAGAUUUAGUCUCUCAGGAAGACAAUGUUUCAGGGCAGAGUCUGGACACUGAAGAGAGAACGCGUGAAGGAGUUUCUCUCCACGAAGAUUUAGUCUCUGAGAAAGACAAUGUUUCAGGACAGAGUGCGGACACCCAGGGUGAGAUGUCUGAAGGAGUUUCUCUCUGUGUAGAAUCAGGUCCUGGGGAAGACAGAGCUUCAGAACAGAGUGAGGAGACUAAAGGUGAGAUCUCUGAAGGCGUUUCUCUCCGUGAAGUUUUAGUCUCUGAGGAAGACACAGUUUCAGGACAGAGUGCGGACAAUGAAGAGAGAACGCGUGAAGGAGUUUCUCUCUGUGAAGAUUUAGUCUCUCAGGAAGACAAUGUUUCAGAGCAGACCAUGGACACCCAGGAUGAGAUGUCUGAAGGAGUUUCUCUCCGUGAAGAUUCAGGUCCUGAGGAAACCAAAGCUCCUGAACAGAGCCAGGACCACAAAGAGACAAUUUACGAAGGAGUUUCUCUCUGUGAAGAUUUAGUCUCUCAGGAAGACAAUGAGUCAGGACAGACCAUGGACACCCAGGGUGAGAUGUCUGAAGGGGUUUCUCUCCAUGAAGAUUUAGUCUCCGAGGAAGACACAGUUUCAGGACAGAGUGCGGAGACUGAAGAGAGAACACAUGAAGGAGUUUCUGUCCAUGAAGAUUUAGUCUCUGAGGAAGACAGAGCUUCAGAACAGAGCGUGGAGACUAAAGAUAGAACGCGUGAAGGAGUUUCUCUCCGGGAAGAUUUAGUCCCCCAGGAAGACAUGGUGUCAGAACAAAGUGAGGACCCCAAAGAGACAAUUUGCAAAGGAGUUUCUCUCCAUGAAGUUUUACUUUCCCAGGAAGACAAUGUUUCAGGGCAGAGUGUGGACACCCAGGGUGAGGUGUCUGAAGGAGUUGAUCUUCAUGAAGAUUUAGUCUCUGAGGAAGACAUGGUUUCAGGGCAGAGUGUGGACACCAAAGAGCAGAUCUCUGAAGGAGUUGUUCUUCAUGAAGAUUUAGUCUCUGAGGAAGACAUGGUUUCAGGACAGAGUCUGGACACCGAAGAGCAGAUCUCUGAAGGAGUUGUUCUUCAUGAAGAUUUAGCCUCUGAGGAAGACAAUGUUUCAGGGCAGAGCACAGACUCCCAGGGUGAGGUGUCUGAAGGAGUUUCUCUCCGUGAAGAUUCAGGCCCUGAGGACGACAGAGCUCCAGAACAGAGCCAGGACCCCAAAGAGACAAUUUGUGAAGGAGUUUCUCUCCGUGAAGAUUUAGUUUCCCAGGAAGACAAUGUUUCAGGGCAGGCCAUGGACACCCAGGGUGAGAUGUCUGAAGGAGUUUCUCUUCAUGAAGACUCAAGCCCUGGGGAAGACAGAGCUUCAGAACAGAGCAUGGAGACUAAAGGUGAGAUCUCUGAAGGCGUUUCUCUCCGUGAAGAUUUAGUCUCCGAUAAAGACACAGUUUCAGGGCAGAGUGCGGACACUGAAGAGAGAAUCUGUGAAGGAGUUUCCCUCCAUGAAGAUUCAAUCUCUGGGCAAGACAGAGCUUCAGAACAGAGCGAGGAUGCCAAAGAGAAAACAUGUGAAGGAGUUUCUCUCCAUGAAGAUUUAGUCUCCGAGGAAGACAGAGUUUCAGGGCAGACCAUGGACACCCAGGGUGAGAUGUCUGAAGGAGUUUCUCUUCAUGAAGACUCAAGCCCUGGGGAAGACAGAGCUUCAGAACAGACUGAGGAGACUAAAGGUGAGAUCUCUGAAGGCGUUUCUCUCCAUGAAGAUUCAGGCUCUGAGGAAGACAAUGUUUCAGGACAGACCAUGGACACCCAGGGUGAGAUGUCUGAAGGAGUAUCUCUCUGUGUAGAAUCAGGUCCUGGGGAAGACAGAGCUUCAGAACAGAGCGUGGAGACUAAAGGUGAGAUCUCUGAAGGCGUUUCUCUCCGUGAAGAUUUAGUCUCCGAGGAAGACACAGUUUCAGGACAGAAUCUGGACACCCAGAGUGCGAUGUCUGAAGGAGUUGUUCUUCAUGAAGAUUUAGUCUCUGAGGAAGACACGGUUUCAGGGCAGAGUUUGGACACCGAAAAGCAGAUCUCUGAAGGAGUUGUUCUUCAUGAAGAGUUGGUUUCUGAGGAAGACACAGUUUCAGGGCAGAGUCUGGACACUCAGGGUGAGAUGUGUGAAGGCGUUUCUCUCCGUGAAGAUUUAAUCUCUGAGGAAGAUGUGACGGUAAGGUGGGGUAUGAAGGCUGAAGGUGAUUCUCUCGGGAGACAGUGGGUGAGCACAACAGGAGGGGGUGAGGAUGACCCCUCUGUCACCCAAGCGGGAGGUCACGGCAUCGAUCUCCCAACAGGAGUGGACCAGGACAUGCCCGGAGAGAGCGAUCCCUCCCGGAGCCCGGGAGAGAAUCCAGAGACAAACGGGGAAGCUGGAGCGCCGGAGGACCGGGGACCUCUCGACGAAGCGACGGGCCCGCCCGAGGCUCUGGAAGAGGGGGACCCAUCCCCGGCCGGGCACGUCCAACACAACCGGCCGCGGGAGGCCGGAGGGACGCAGCAGGGGCUGGGAGGACCCGGGGAGUGUCAGGCUGCCCCGGGGGCAGAGGCCAACGGUGGGACCUCCGAGGCGUGGGGCCCCCGGGAGGAGGCAGGAAGCAACAACAGCCCCCUCCCGCCAGGCACUCCCCCCAGAAGCCUUCGGCGGGAGCGCGGGGUUGGCCAGGACGCCCCCUGCUGGGCCGGAGGCUACGGGAGCGAGCACAGAGACGGCGAGGGGCUGCUGGGCGCCGCGGGGAGGGAGCUGGACGCCAUGGAGAGGGAGCUGGGCGCCAUGGAGAGGGAGCUGGGCGCCAUGGACACCUCCCAGCGCAUCUACGCCGCGGGCCAAGACCGGGGCAGCGGCGAUGGCGGCAAGGCCUGGAAGGGUCGCCGUGACGACGCACCGAGCCCCGCCUCGCAGGAACCCGACGGGGACCCGGCCAACGGAGACAGGCCAUUGGCCGAGUCGCUGGGUACCGCCUACCAGUACUGGUCUUCGGAGGACGAGUAGG
Molecule: messenger RNA, 6253 nt
Organism: Chiloscyllium plagiosum (whitespotted bambooshark)
Lineage: Eukaryota; Metazoa; Chordata; Chondrichthyes; Orectolobiformes; Hemiscylliidae
Source: RefSeq, a predicted model, not a curated record